This is a messenger RNA of Colius striatus (speckled mousebird), 1580 nucleotides long. It is a transcript of the gene G6PC2, whose product is annotated as glucose-6-phosphatase catalytic subunit 2. The record is from RefSeq and is a predicted model, not a curated record. Gene Ontology annotation, cellular component: membrane. The transcript has 5 exons. The coding region runs from base 1 to 1068 and encodes 355 amino acids. Gene Ontology annotation, biological process: gluconeogenesis; glucose 6-phosphate metabolic process. Gene Ontology annotation, molecular function: glucose-6-phosphatase activity. Lineage: Eukaryota; Metazoa; Chordata; Aves; Coliiformes; Coliidae.
AUGGAUCUCCUUCAUAGCAAUGGCGUGCUUAUCAUUCAGCAUUUGCAGAGGGACUACAGGGCUUACCAGGAUUUCCUUAAUUUUAUGUCACAUGUUGGAGAUCCCCGGAAUAUCUUCUCUAUUUAUUUUCCUCUCUGGUUUCAGCUCAAUCAAGUGGUUGGUACUAAAAUGAUAUGGGUGGCAGUCAUUGGUGAUUGGUUCAACCUCAUAUUUAAAUGGAUUUUGUUUGGCCAUCGCCCAUACUGGUGGGUGCAAGAAACAAUGAUUUAUCCCAAUCAGUCAAGCCCGUGUCUUGAGCAGUUUCCUAUAACAUGCGAAACUGGACCAGGAAGCCCAUCUGGGCAUGCCAUGGGAUCUUCCUGCAUCUGGUAUGUAAUGGUCACAGCAGCACUUAGCUACACAGUCAGAUGGAAAGAUAAAUCAGCAGUUACCCUUCACAGACUGACAUGGUCAUUCCUCUGGAGUAUUUUUUGGAUUAUCCAGAUCAGUGUGUGCAUCUCAAGAGUAUUCAUAGCAACACAUUUCCCUCAUCAAGUUAUUCUGGGAGUAUUUGCUGGCAUUCUCGUGGCAGAAGCAUUCGAGCAUACCCCUGCCAUCCAGACUGCAAGCUUGAGAAUGUACAUCAAGACAAACUUGUUUCUUUUCAUGUUUGCCUUUGGCUUUUACCUAGUUCUCAAGCUUCUUGAUAUUGACUUGCUAUGGUCUGUCCCCAAGGCCAAGAAGUGGUGUGCAAAUCCAGACUGGAUAAACAUUGACACGACUCCAUUUGCUGGACUGGUGAGGAAUUUAGGUGCACUUUUUGGCUUAGGUCUCGGAAUUAAUUCUGAAAUGUUCAUCGUGAGCUGCAAAGGUAAAAAUAGCUGUAAGAUAAGUUUCCGUGUGUUGUGUAUAGCUGCCUCGUUAGCUACACUGCAGCUGUAUAAUUUCCUGAAGAUACCUACUCAUACUGAGUAUUUGUUCUACAUUCUCUCUUUUUGUAAGAGUGCAGCUAUGCCUCUGACUGUAGUUGCCUUGGUUCCGUACUGUGUCCAUUCGUUAAUGAGGACAACUGAAAAGAAACUUAAGUAGAUAAAGUCUGCAAAGAGUUAGCAAUGUGGGGAUGGAUGGACACGAACUGCUCGAGAGCCCUCUGCAAAGGCAGUUAUGCAAACCCAUUUUAACCAAGGGGAAUGCCACUGCAUCUGUGAUGUGCUCUUGGUAAGUAACCAGUAUGUCCAAAAUCAGCUCAGAAAUACUAAUUCCUGAUUCUUUUCCUAGAAGUAUUGCAGCCACACUGUAAUAUGGUUGGAAAUGUCCCAAUAAUCCUGGUCACAGUCAAGUUUUAAAGUAUAAUCAACAAGUUUUAUUUAGUUACUUGGUCUUUUAGUUCUGCCCGUCUCCAACUAGAUGGUGUUUCAAGCCUCAAUUGUACAUAGUGAUACUCAAUAUUUAAUUUUUAUAUAUCUAGGUAUUGUGUGUUAAACUGCUAAAGGUGUGACAGUAUCACACCACCUUCAACCAUACAGCUGUACCCAGGCACUGUGAUAAAGGCCAGCAUAACUAUAAGCAAGGCUUUAGAAAUAACUUCUUGGGCUUCCUGA